AAUACUAUCUAAUACUAUAAUUACAAUUAUUUUAUUAUUAGAAUAAAUUAUGAAAAUUGAAACUAUAAUAAUAUUGUCAUAAAUAUAUAUUAAUUAAUAAUUCUAACCUUGGUUAAUAUUACGCUUUACUAAAUUGACUUACAAAGUUUAAAAUUAUUAAUAAAAUAUUAAGAAAUGAUUAUUGUAUUAUAAAAUGUCAUAUCAAGAUUCGCCGUUUUCGACUAUGUAUGGUCAAGAUGAUUAUGAUAUUGAUGAAGAUAAUGAUGAAUAUUUAGAGGAUGACAGAGAUGUUGAAGAACAAGAUGAAAGUGAUGAAGACACAGAGGAAGCAAGUGAGACAGAUCUUGGAAAAUCUGAAGAAUACACAGAAAUAAAAGAACAAGUUUAUCAAGAUAAAUUAGCUAGUUUAAAAAAACAAUUGCAACAAUUAAAGGAUGGAACACAUCCAGAAUAUAAUCGUAAAUUAAAACGCUUGGAGGCUCAAUAUAAAGAAAGAUUACGAUUAAAUAUAAUUUAUCGUGAUUACUUGACAGAAUGGGUAGAACGAGAUUACAUAUUAGAAAAGAAAGCAGCAGUGAAGGAGUUUGAAGAAAAGAAAAUAGAUUUAAAAGAAAACUUAUUAACUGACAUGGAAGAAAAACGGAAAAUGAUAGAAUCUGAUCGACACACAAUGGAACUUACUGGUGAUUCAAUGGAAGUGAAACCUGUAAUGACAAGAAAAUUACGAAGACGACCAAAUGAUCCUGUACCUGAAAAAGUAGAAAAACGGAGGAAACCACCUCCUGCUCAAUUAAAUUAUCUAUUAGAUGAAAAAGAAAUAGAAAGUGAUUUAAAAGCUAUUAGUCGCGGUAAAGUACUGACCACUGUUCGCAAACCAGUAUUACCACAUUACAAUGCAAUCAACAUGCCUUCACAACAUAUUCCUCCACCCUCUGAUAGUCCUAUGAUAGAGACUAGAAUAGAAGAUGGAAAACUUUUACAUGAAAGGCGAUGGUUCCAUCGUGGACAACCAGUAUAUGUAGAGGGAAAAGAUUUAACUAGGUUUGCUGCAAAUAUUUCUGCGAUAGGAACAGAAGCCAUUUGGGUGAAGAAAGUUUCAGAUGGAAGUAAAGUGCGAAUAUACUUAUCCCAAUUAAGUCGAGGGAAGAUUUCGAUCAAAAGAAGAGCAUCAUAAUGACUAUCAUAAUGAAGUAUUCAUCGUUAUAAAUUUAAGUGUUCAGUAAUUGUUACACUUGUGAUAUGAUAUUAGACUUGUAGUUUAUUGAAGUUCUAUUUUCUGGAUUCAAUAUAACUCUUACUGUACUUGUUUUUUGCCACCAAUAAAACCAGACUUUUUGAUGA
Molecule: messenger RNA, 1341 nt
Organism: Apis laboriosa (Himalayan honeybee)
Lineage: Eukaryota; Metazoa; Arthropoda; Insecta; Hymenoptera; Apidae
Product: sin3 histone deacetylase corepressor complex component SDS3
Exons: 8
Coding region: 194-1174 (326 amino acids)
Biological process (GO): negative regulation of transcription by RNA polymerase II
Cellular component (GO): Sin3-type complex
Molecular function (GO): histone deacetylase binding
Source: RefSeq, a predicted model, not a curated record